Zonotrichia leucophrys gambelii is the source of this 3004-nucleotide messenger RNA. RefSeq lists its product as uncharacterized. Gene Ontology annotation, cellular component: cytoplasm. The record is from RefSeq and is a predicted model, not a curated record. Gene Ontology annotation, biological process: regulation of translational fidelity. Lineage: Eukaryota; Metazoa; Chordata; Aves; Passeriformes; Passerellidae. Gene Ontology annotation, molecular function: double-stranded RNA binding; nucleotidyltransferase activity; tRNA binding. The transcript has 11 exons. Bases 34 to 2658 code for a protein of 874 amino acids.
CCCAUUGAGCUGAAGUGUCACCAAAGCAGGGCCAUGGCGAGCACCGAGGGCUUUGCUGCUGUCUUCUACAGCGAACCAGGGGUGCUGGGGCUGCUCGGCAAUGUGGUCAGCGCCUUCCUCCUGUGCCUGCAGAACUUCACCAUGGCCGCCACCGGCCUCGGGCCUCACGCAGCAGAGCAGGUCCUGGCAGGUGUCCACCUCAUCCUGAUUGGAGGCUUUGUCCAGCUCCUGGCCGGAUUUCUCGCCUUCCGCAAGUAUGACCACCUUGGAGGCGCAGCCUUCCUCACCUUCUCUGCUCUGUGGAGCAGCUACGGGGCCACAAAGGUCCUGUCUGCUGCGUAUCCCUCCCCGGAGAACACAACGCUCCCCUCUGGGAACACCAGCCAGCUCCCAGCCGCCGGCACGGCCCUGCUCUCAGCCAGCCAGAGCUCCGUGGCCGGGCUGGUGGCCUACAUUGCCAUCUCCUUCAUCCUGUCCUUCUGCUCGGCCACCGUCAACUACAUCAUGCCCUUCAUCUUCGGGGCCAUCGCGCUGGCCCUGGGCUUUGAGGCGGUCGCGCUCUUUGGGGAUUGGGCCCUGGUGGUGUCCGGGGUCCUGGAGCUGGGCAUCGUCCUGUGUGGGCUGUAUGGGGCUGUGGCUCUGCUCCUGAAGGGCAUCACCCAGAGAUAUGUGCUGCCUGGCUUUGGGCACCCCCUCUUCAAUGUCCUGCUGCUGGGAUCGGCACAGAAAAGCUCCUCCAAGGCCCUCGGGGAAGAAAAGAAGAAGAACACCAAGUACGCGGAGCCGAUGGCCCUGGGGAACAUCUGUGACACCGUGUCACCCUUUAUAUUUGCCUUUUACUUCUUUGGGUACAUGAAGACAUUCUGUGUGGGGGCAGCGUGGAUUUCCAUCAUCUCCAGCUGCCAGCUGCUCUCCAGCUUCUACAGCUACCUCAGAGGGGACAGCUACCACACCACCAAGUUUGGUGUCCACAGCCUGCUCUGGCUGGUGAUGUCCUGGGAGGAGUUUGUGCUCACCACCUUCCUCGGGCUGCCUGCAGCUCAGGACAGCAGGCUGGGAAUGUUUGGGGCGUGGUUCUUCCUGGCCACUGCCUGCCUGCUGUUUCUGAUGUCGAUCCACAAAGACACCCUGGAGAUGCUGCAGAAUGCCUCCUUCAUCCUCCUCACCUUGUCCUUCAUCCACCAGAUCCCACUGGCUGGCGCCCGGCCCUUCCUGGGGGCCGCCUGCAGCCUCUGCACCGCGCUCUCCCUGUACGCCACCUUCGCCAGCCUCAUCAACUCCAUUGGGGAGAAGGCUCUGAUUCCUGUGGGCACCCAGGCCGUGCCCAGCUCAGCUCUCCAGGCCAUGCUGGGGGCUGUGCAGAGCUGGCUCUCGAGGUCCAAGGACAUCCCCAGCGGCACCAGCGCUGCCGUGCCGGACUCGCUGUUCUACAUCUGCAAUGGCCUGGCUGCGGUCGCUGCCGUGCAGGGCAGCGUGGGUGCCCCGGGCAGGCAGCAGCUCUCCAUCCCCUCCGUGCUCAUCCCAGGAGCCCUGGGGCAGCUGUUCGUGUGCCGGAUCCAGGUGCAGGGUGGGAAGAGGUUCGGGUCUGUGCUCCCCUUCUGUUACGCUGCCUUCUGGGCAGCCUGGACCUGGCUGCGCCUGGCAGGCCACUUGCUGGACAUCGGGGCGGGGCACACCGAGGGAUUCACUGCUGGCUCCGUUGCCUUUUUGGUGCUCAAUGCUUUUUUAAUCAUUUUGGCUUCCUCUUUUAACCUGGUGCUACUCUGCCUGACCCUGGCCAUGGAGCUCUUGACCGUUUGUUUUCUCCUCUUUACACUGGAGAAGCUCCCUUUGCCAUUUGAAAUUGUGGUGCUGAGCAUCAUCAGUGUCAUCUGCUUCUACGGAGCCAUGGCCUCUCUCACCAACUGCAUGUUCGGGAAGGACCUCCUGAUGAUGGGACCUCCUCUGCUCACAGUCCAGAGCUCCAGGAAGGACAGGGAGGAUCCCCUGCCCUGUGUCUGCCCCAAGUCCCACCUCACGAGUGGCCUGAGGACCAUCGCGGAGCUGCUGAACACGGGGGCCGUGUGCGGGGUCCCCACAGACACCGUGUACGCCCUGGCAGCCUCCUGCAAGCACCCUCAGGCCAUCGAGAAGGUCUACAGGAUCAAGGACAGGCCUCAAGAGAAGCCCAUCUGCAUCUUUAUUUCCAACCUGGAGCAGCUGCGAGCAGCUGCCCCGCCCAUCAGCCCCCUGCUCUGGGAAUUCAUGGAAAGCGUUUAUCCCGGUGGCAUUGGCUGCAUUAUCCAGAAGGGAGAGUGGCUGAAGAAGUUGGGGGUCGGAGCAGGAUACAGCAGGGUGGGAACCCAGGACAGCAUCAUGAUCCGAGUGCCUGACCUGACGGUGCUGGUGCACCUCAUCGACAUGACCGGGCCCUUGGCCAUCACCUCGGCCAACCCCAGCGGGGAGGUGGACAGCACCCACCACGACAUGGUCAUCUCGCGCCUUGGCCAUAAGCUCGAGGGUGUUCUGUGUGAUGGAGAGUCUGACGAGGUGGUGGCGUCCACUGUGGUCAACUGCACCAAGAUUGAUGAAAGUGGCAUCACCGUCGUGCGGGAAGGCUGCAUCCCAGCUGGCAAAGUGAUGCAGAUCUUUGAAAGGGUGAAGAACAGAGUGGUCUGAACCGUGGUCUGGUUCCUCAGCAAAGGAACGAAGUUUGCUCUCCCUAAAAUCAGGAGGUGUCCCAUGUUUGGCUGGAGCACAUGGUCUUGGGAGAGCCAUUCCUUCUCUGAUCUGCUCUUACCUCCUUGGGAAUGGCAGCAUUUCCCCAGCUGGGGCCUCUCUGGGACCUUUCUGCAGUGAUUUGUUGUUUAUCCCCCGUAAGUGCCUGGAAUCUCCAGGAGAGCUGCCCAGGAGCUGAUGAUUUACUGCAGGAACUCCCAGAGCUCCUGUGCUUCUGAAGUGCACUGGACUGUGAACACAAUGUUUGUGCAUCCCCCUCCACAACACUCACAUCUGUGUAUUUUAA